This is a messenger RNA of Colletotrichum chrysophilum, 288 nucleotides long. RefSeq lists its product as uncharacterized. The transcript has 2 exons. NCBI's taxonomy places the organism in Eukaryota, Fungi, Ascomycota, Sordariomycetes, Glomerellales, Glomerellaceae. The coding region runs from base 1 to 288 and encodes 95 amino acids. The record is from RefSeq and is a predicted model, not a curated record.
AUGUUUGCGGAGAAGGGUCUUGAGAUCGCAGUCGAGCUGCUACUGGACGCUAAUCCUCACCAUCGCCAUCACGGAACCUGGUUCAUGGCCAGAGCGGCGAUGACCCGUGCUCUUUUGGUCCUGGCGACGGUCAAGAGCGGUAGGUUCCGACUGCCGGACCGAUGGAAACAUGCGGUGGACUCGGCCACAUGGGCUUUGCAGCGCUGGUAUGGCGAAGCUCCGGAUUUGCGUAAGGCGGCGUCUGUGCUGGAGGAACUCAUGGGUCAGAUCGUCAGGUCCGAGGUGUAG